AUGUGCUCGGCAGAGUAUCCUGCUGCCCAGCCGGUUAACCAUGGACGGUGCUACGAGGUUGAAGCAAAGAUUCACAUGGAGGUUGUGGAGGAAACAUUAUCGCCGCAGUUCCUCGAGUUUGUGCCCAUCCUCUGUGGUCCUAAGGGGUUGUUCAAUAUGAUGCCAUUUGAGCACGGCAAGGCGAUGACUAUCGGUAUAUUCGAGAAGGCGCAGACAGAUGAGGAAAUUGUAUAG
Cladophialophora yegresii CBS 114405 is the source of this 234-nucleotide messenger RNA. RefSeq lists its product as uncharacterized. The transcript has a single exon. The coding region runs from base 1 to 234 and encodes 77 amino acids. The record is from RefSeq and is a predicted model, not a curated record. NCBI's taxonomy places the organism in Eukaryota, Fungi, Ascomycota, Eurotiomycetes, Chaetothyriales, Herpotrichiellaceae.